Messenger RNA from Daktulosphaira vitifoliae (grape phylloxera), 500 nucleotides. RefSeq names its product MICOS complex subunit MIC10-like. The transcript is spliced from 3 exons. Lineage: Eukaryota; Metazoa; Arthropoda; Insecta; Hemiptera; Phylloxeridae. The record is from RefSeq and is a predicted model, not a curated record. The coding region runs from base 133 to 354 and encodes 73 amino acids. Gene Ontology annotation, cellular component: mitochondrial inner membrane; MICOS complex; mitochondrion.
GCAUAUCACUUUAUUUUACCUAUCGUUUCCAUCAUACCUUUAAAUUAACAUUUUUAAAACUAGAUUUCUAUGCACUAUUUCUAGACUCUAUGCACUAGAAAUUGCAUUACAGUUUCUUGUUUAAACGUCAAAAUGAGUAAAAUUUAUAAAGAAGAUGAGAUCAGUUUAAGAAUUGAUCGUUGCUUGUAUGAUUCUGCUAUCAAAUUUGGUGCUGGAUUUGGUGUAGGUUGUGUUGCAUCAUUACUCUUUUUCAAGCGAAAGAAGUGGCCUUUACUUGUUGGUUCUGGAUUUGGAUUAGGAUUAGCAUAUGAACACUGUGAAAAAGAUUUAAGAGAGUAUUUUACUUCUACGUGAAAUUUAUGUAUUAUGGCAAUAGGAAAUUAGCCUUAGACUUCAGGCCAACAUGUUAUUUUUUGCAAUUUUUUUUUUCAUGUUCAUAAUUUAUAGAUAGAAUAAUAUUGUUUUGGAUUAUAAUUUAAAUACAUGCAAGUUCCAACUUC